GCACUUGUUCACAAAGAUUUAAAAAUAUAUAUAUUUGAUGUUUGAGAAUGGUCCAUGAGAUAGAGAACUUCUAUGGUGUGUAUCUGCUGUAUUGCCUCAAUGAGCGAUACAAGGGUAGGACUUACAUCGGUUUCACGGUUGACCCAAAUAGACGUAUCAAGCAACACAACACAGGGGCACAUGCAGGAGGUGCAUACAAAACCAGUGGCAAAGGGCCAUGGGAAAUGGUGCUGAUUGUUCAUGGGUUUCCGAAUGAGAUAUCUGCAUUAAGGUUCGAGUGGGCCUGGCAGCACCCAGAAAAAUCCCGGAGGUUGAAACAUUUGACUAAGAAAAGAAAAAGCGAGAAACAGUUUGACUACAGAUUCAGAAUUGUGUCUGAGAUGUUGCGGACAGCCCCCUGGAAGAGACUAGCCCUGACAAUUCGUUGGCUGAAACAAGAGUUUUCCAGGGAUUUCGACCCCAGCCUCACCCCUCCCUUACACAUGGCUUUGGCAUAUGGACCUGUCAGAAGUACCAAAGUGAAACCAGGCUCAACAAAGGGAGGUAAAUCUCCAAGCAAAUCUGACAAAGGGAACAGCGAUGAGAUUGCUGUACCUUUAAGACGACAUUCACGAUGUGCUGUGUGCAAAGACAUUUUACAGCAGGACCCAGAUGAGGUAACAGUGAGCUGUUACCACCCCAGGUGCAUGAUGGUGUCCCACAUUGUGUGUCUGGCAAAUCGUUUUCUGUCCCGGGAGCGAAGAGUGGUCACCCAAGGAGAGCCAGAGGAGGUCACUCAUAUGGUUCCAGUGGAGGGAGCGUGUCCUCGAUGCUCCCAGCCCCUCUUGUGGGGUGAUGUGAUCAGGCACAAACAUGGCUGCUACCAGAACCUCACACAGAAAGCUGAUGAAGUUGAUGGGGAGGAGAUAGACCACUGGUCCAACGAUCUGCUGUCCCAAAAGCCACCUUGAUCUUGCCUACAUGGAAAUAGUCACCUUGACCUUGCCGGUUUUGGAACAGCAUCCUUGACCUUGCCUAUAUGGGAACAGCCACAUUGACCUUGCCUGUAUGGGAACAGCCACAUUGACCUUGCCUUUAUGGGAACAGCCACCUUGACCUUGCCUGUAUGGGAACAGCCACAUUGACCUUGCCUGUAUGGGAACAGCCACAUUGACCUUGCCUGUAUGGGAACAGCCACAUUGACCUUGCCUUUAUGGGAACAGCCACCUUGACCUUGCCUUUACGGGAACAGCCACCUUGACCUUGCCUUUAUGGGAACAGCCACCUUGACUUUGCCUUUAUGGGAAAAGCUCCAUUGACCUUGCCUGUUUUGGAACAGGCACAUUGACCUUGCCUUUAUGGGAACAGCCAUGUUGACCUUGCUUUUAUGGGAACAGCCACCUUGACAGUACCUGUAUGGAGCGGAGAUGGAGUCUUUCUCAUGAUUGAUAUAAAGGCCAUAUAGAGGUGGUGUUGUACAUCUUGAAUUAACUCCUGCUAGUUUCUGAAAUACUGUGACUGUUUCUUAAGAGAGUGAGUGUAAUGGAAAGGAAGCAUUACAAAAUAUGGAUGUUCAUCACAAAAGAUAAUCUUUAAUACGAAAUUCCAAUAUGAACUGUAAUUAAACACAUACAUGACUGAGAGUAGAUCUACAACAAUAUUUUGAAUAUAUUUUAUGUUCUUGAGUAAGGACAGAUUAUGAAUAAAAUUGAUUGUGUAUGUAUACGUGUGUUUUAAAAACAAGUUGUAAAACAUUUUUUUCUUUUCCGUUCUAAAGUCUUUUAUAUUGCCUCUUCAGAAAAUAACUUAUCACUUCUGUAUGUAAAUAUGAACAGGCUCAAGUUAACUCUUGAUUGUAAAUAUAUUGCUCUAUAUUUGUCAAAUUCAUCUUCAUAAACGGGUUGAUUUACGCGUAACUUUGUAAAAUAAACACUUGACUUAGCAUUUUAUAUCUAACAGAAGCUCAGAAAUGCAGUUGCAUAUAUUUUGUUCCAUGAUAUUCGCAGUGUGAUGGAGUACAUGUAUUGUCACCACUUUCUAUAGACAUAAACUGGCUGCACAAUCCACACAUUACCGGUACUUUCUUUUGUAGCUUAUUAAUUAUAAAUGCAAGGGUUUUUUUAUUGAUUUUGUUGGAUUGGUGUACCGUAUGCACUGCUCAUUUUAAAUAUGAUUAAUAGAUUCUCUAAUGCAUCAUAUUUUUUAUGAUCCACCUGUAUGUACACCUUAUUAGCAUGUUGCUAUGACUGCUUCUUGUCUUAUUGUUACCAUGAAUUAUAAUUUGUGGGUGUCAAAAUAAUCCUACAGUAGCCAACAUACGUGUCCUGUGCUAAGGACUUGAGUAAACAGUCAUUAAAUGGCUGUCUUGUAACUCGAUACAGUGUAAGCACGGCAUGGUUUAUUUGCAUAUCAGCUACCACUUUGUUCUUAUAACAUGUCAAUGUGUGAUAGGGUUAAACUUUUCGAGUUUGUUCAAAUUUACCAUUAAAGAAGGAUCAAACACUUAUAACUAACCAUUAUACUGAAAAAUAAAUAAAAUUGAUACAUGACGAGUAAAAAUGAAAAAUAUUUAUAUUGAUUGCUUAAAGAAGAUAUUAAUUUAUUGGUGACAUUAUAAUACUAUGAAUGUAUUUAACUCCUUAUUCUCUGCAUACAUUCUUAUCAACUGUACCCGAUCACCUGCUAUUGACAUGUGCUCUAUAUAGAUCUGUUUAUAUUCAUGUUGUUGCAUUUUAAUGCAAGCUGUAUGUUUUAAAUAAAUGUGUUUUGCAUUGAGUCUAGUUACACACUUAGAGAUUUUAGCUGGGUUUUAAAAAGGGCAGAGUGAUGCAGAAAAGGAGGACAGGAUGAUAAAAGUGA
Molecule: messenger RNA, 2838 nt
Organism: Mya arenaria
Lineage: Eukaryota; Metazoa; Mollusca; Bivalvia; Myida; Myidae
Product: structure-specific endonuclease subunit slx1-like
Exons: 8
Coding region: 48-950 (300 amino acids)
Biological process (GO): double-strand break repair via homologous recombination
Cellular component (GO): Slx1-Slx4 complex
Molecular function (GO): crossover junction DNA endonuclease activity; 5'-flap endonuclease activity
Source: RefSeq, a predicted model, not a curated record